This is a messenger RNA of Aspergillus fumigatus Af293, 405 nucleotides long. Lineage: Eukaryota; Fungi; Ascomycota; Eurotiomycetes; Eurotiales; Aspergillaceae. The record is from RefSeq and is a predicted model, not a curated record.
AUGCGUGAUGAUGGAUCUGCACCGCAGUUUUCAUCUAAUCCUGGCACUCUGGUAAAAGUUCCCUGGACUAUACUGCCUACUAUCGCAGACAAAAUAAACGAGCUUCAAGAGGCAGCCCCUAUAGAGCUCCUGGGUGCCUGGCUGAUGUCGACGCAGUCUGCUGAAGUGCCGUAUGUCCAGUACAACAGCAUCACAUGCUCCAUCUGUUUAGAUCCGGUCCUCAAUCAUCAUCCAGUUCAUACUCUGCGGUGUCGUCAUGUGUUCCAUGAUCUUUGCCUUGAAAGAUGGUUUUUACGGGGUCAUAAUAGCUGCCCACUGUCCCAGAAGGCUUUAGUAGAGGUCUGUGACAUAUGCCAGCACUGGACGGGUACUUGGGGGCUGACCCCGCCUCUUUCAGCAGUCUAA